ACCAAAGGUUGUUCUAAUACUUAAACGCUCAGAAAGCUCAGGUAGGGCGUGGCAAGGCGCGUCUUUUUCCCUGAACAGUGUUUUGAAUCAUCACUCUAAUUAGACUGUACAGACAGCUGAGCUGUUGAAUAGCAUUGGGCCAAGCUUGGAUCACUCAAGAGGGCGAGAUGACUUCACACACGUGGAUUUUACUUCUACUGGCAAGUCUUGUGGUAACAAGAGCGCAAGAUUUAGACCUUGGUGAUGCCUUGGACGACGAUUUGCCUGCAAAGCCAACGGUGAAACCAGCCCCACCCAAAAACCCAGAUUCAGGCCCUGCAAAGCCAUCGGUGAAACCAGCCCCACCCAAAAACCCAGAUUCAGGGUUUGAUCUUUCAGAUGCCUUCGAUUUGGACCCAAAAAAACCUGUUGUGGUCCCCCCCAAAAAAGAAGAUGAUAAAAAGAAACCAUCUGGAGGAGGUUUCGAUCUGUCUGACGCAUUUGGUCCAGAUACUGAGACCAAAAAACCUGUGAUCCCACCCAAAGACCGAGGAACUGGUGGUGGAACUUUCGAUGACAAAGACCUUGUUGAUGUGAAUGAGGGUGGUGAAUACAACCCAGAUGGAGGCCGAAGUGGAGGGCGAGGAGGAGGAGAGGUUCAUGUUAAUGAUCAAAGCGGUGGUGGCACUGAACAACCUCAAGAUCUUAACCAGCAGUGGCUCCAGAUUAUCAAGAUGCUAGUCGAUAAUAUACCAGGCGGCUUCAGUGUUUGGAUUUCCCAGUUUAAUCAAGUAGUACAGCCCCUGCUAGAGCAGUUACAGCAACUUCUGAACAUAACAGAGGAAAAAACAGAGCUCUAAACGUCCUGGAUAGUAACUUUCUUGGCUUGUGUCGGGUUUUAAACAUUGUUUACAUGGUUUGAAAGUUAUACUUGGUUGUAAGGCUGGGACUGCUGGUGCUCAUGUGUUUUUGAGGAUGAAAUACACAUUUAGUAAUGAUUAAUUAUACUGAUUUUAGAAGUGAGGCAGUGAGGAAUUAUUCUUAUUGUAUAAUUGACUGGUUUUUCUGGUUGUUUUGUGUGUUGGAAAGGACUAUUAUAAGGCUAUUCACCUACUUUUAAAGUGUUUGGGGUUAAAAGCAUUUUUAAAAGAAAUGACUAGUUUUAUUCAUCAGUUGAACAAUCAAAAAUUACAGUGACUGGUUAGUGUUAAAAAGAUUUCUAUUUCAAAUAAAUGAUGUUCUUUUGAACUUUCUACUUGCAGUUGAGGUCAAAAGUUUGCAUACACCUUGCAGAAUCUCCAAAAUAAGAGGGAUCAUGCAAAAUGCAUGUAAUUUUUUAAUUUAAUACUGACCUGAAUAUGAUUUUUCACAUAAAAGAUGUUUACAUAUAGUCCACAAGAGAAAAUAAUAGUUGAAUUUAAAAAAUGACUCUUAAUACAGUUUUUUUACCUAAAUGAUCCACACCAAAUUCUUUGGCUUUUCAGCAUUUUUGUGUAGUUGAACCCUUUCCAACAAUGAAUGUAUGAAUUUGUGAUCCAUCUUUUCAAACUGAGGACAACUGAGAGACUCAUGCAACUACUACAGAAGGUUCAAACGCUCAUUGAUGCGUCAGAAGGAAACGCAUUAAGAGCCAAGGGGUGAAAACUUUUUGAAUUUGACUAUCAGGGUAAAUUUAACUUAUUUUGUCUUCUAGGAAAAAAUGUAAGUAUCUUCUGUAGCUUCUGAAAGGCAGUACUAAAUGAUGAAAAUAUGAUAUUUAGGCAAAAUAAGAAAAAUGUACACAUCUCCAUUCUGUUCAAAAGUUUACACCCCUCGCUCUUAAUGCAUCGUUUUUCCUUCUGGAGCAUCAGUGAGUGUUUGAACCUUCUGUAAUAGUUGCAUAUGAGUCCCUCAGUUGUCCUCGGUGUGUAAAGGUGGAUCUCAAAAUCAUACAGUCGUUGUUGGAGAGGGCUCAAGUACACAAAAAUGCUGAAAAAACAAAGAAUUUGUGUGAGAAUUUUCUGAAGAACAUCAGGCAGUUUUAACAGUUCUGGACAAACAAGAGACUCAUGAACAACUGUCUAAUAAACAAAACAAAAUGAAAAGCUGUGGAUCAUUUAGGUAACAAUACGGUAUUAAGAAUGAAGUGUAUAUAAACUUUUGAACGGGUUAAUUUUUAGAAAUUUAACUUGUUUUCUCUUGUGGACUAUAUGUCAACGUCUUUUAUGUGAAAUAUCUUACUCAGGACAUACAUUUUGUAUGAUCCCACUUAUUUUGGUUAAAAGAAAAAAAAAAAAAAAACAGAUUUUGCAAGGUGUAUGUAAACUUUUGACCUCAACUGUAUCAAAGAUUCCUAAAAAAAGAUUUUCCAUAAAUAUUGGCAAUAUUGAAAUGAUGUUGAUAAGAACUGUCUCGAGUUUCAAAUCAGUAUAUAUUUGAAAGAAUUAUGAAAAAUCAUAUGACUCUGAAGACUGGAGUAAUCACAUGAAUAAAUUACAUUUUAAAAUGUAUUUUAAGUAUACUUUUUAAAAUGUAUUAUUUCAUAGUACAUGCUAUUUUUACUGUAUUUUUGAGCAAAUAAAUUCAUCUUUGGUGAGCAUAAGAGAGAGAACAUUGAAAAAAUCUUACCAAAAGCUUACCAAAAUUAUGUAUUUGUAUAUAAUAAAACAGUAGGAGGGAGCCCCUAGUAUGUAAUGCAUCUGAUAAAGUAUUCAAGUGAAUGAUGAUUCAGGCUGUGAUUCAUAGCAUUUUUUUUAGAUUUAAUGUGUGUAGUCUCCUUAUUUUUCCUCAGGAUAUCUUUAUGUCUUCCGGUCAUUAAUUUUUUAUUUUUUAUUUUUCUUCUUCUUGUGUUUACGCAAUGUAAAUGCGUAAGAUACACUCUGAAUUUUUGCCAGUAAACAUAACAGAUUGACUGGUUUUGCAUGGCAUGUCUCAAAUGAGGGGUUUCUUUUCUCUGAUGGUUCUACGGAACAGUGAACUAACCCCUAAGGCCACGUUAAGCAUUCCAUCACUGCGCUUCCUUUUCCUCUCUUUAUAGCUGCCAUUUUAUUUCUCAUUUUCUUGAGAACGAACGGUACCGCUUGAAACAUCAAAGCACAAUUUUCUUUUGGCUAAAACUUGGUUUACUUACUUGACCUUGCAAAUGUACUAGAGGAUUGAAGUUGGCAAAUGUUUGUGUCUGCAAAGCUUAGCGCAUGCAGGGAUUACGCCGUCCCAAAUCUCAUUGAGAGUAGAGGAACUGCAGGAUGUUUUCAACCCCAGACACUUUUGAUGUUUAAAAGAGGCUGAUUCAGUAUCUUAAAAAUAAUCAGCAUUUUUGGCAUCAGUGAUUUCAUAAACUUUCAACAUGGAAAGGUUCUACUGCACAAAAGAUUUAUUAUAUCCAAAACGGUUGUUGCACUGUAUGGAAUUGUUGGGAAAACCCCCUUUUGGUACAUUUACCACACAGGCAUUGGAUGCACAUGGUAGUUUGCAUUUACAGUUGUUAAUCUUUUGAAUAUUUUAAUGCAGGCAGGGUUUGUUUCUAAUGAAAGACUCCUUUGAACAUUGAUAUCUUUGGUGUCUGUUUUGAUGUAUUGGUUCAAGUUUUUAUUCAGACUCUCAUUUGGUUGUCACGCUUUGAUUUCUUGAAACAUAGCAGCUUUUUGUAUCUGUGAUUUCUUUUUAAUAAAGUAAAAUGUGAGAAUU
Labeo rohita (rohu) is the source of this 3645-nucleotide messenger RNA. RefSeq names its product CD99 molecule (gene cd99). The transcript has 14 exons. NCBI's taxonomy places the organism in Eukaryota, Metazoa, Chordata, Actinopteri, Cypriniformes, Cyprinidae. The record is from RefSeq and is a predicted model, not a curated record. Bases 168 to 839 code for a protein of 223 amino acids. Gene Ontology annotation, biological process: homotypic cell-cell adhesion; T cell extravasation; positive regulation of neutrophil extravasation.